ACUGCGCACGCGCACUCGGCCCAGUGACCUGCGCAGACGCAGUGCUCAGCUUCCGGUCGCCAAGGUGGGGCGCAGAGCACACGCCAUGUCUUGCUUCAGCCGCUCUAAGUACAAGACCGGGGACCUGGUGUUUGCCAAGCUAAAGGGCUAUGCCCACUGGCCGGCGAGGAUCGAGCACGUCGCUGAACCCAACCGCUACCAGGUGUUCUUCUUCGGGACCCACGAGACGGCCCUGCUAGGCCCCAAGCACCUGUUCCCUUACGAGGAGUCCAAGGAGAGGUUCGGCAAGCCCAACAAGAGGCGCGGCUUCAGCGAGGGGCUGUGGGAGAUUGAGCACGACCCUAUGGUCGAGGCCUCCCCUUGCCUGGGCUCAGAGGAGGAGCAGCCCUGUGACCAGGGACCCGGGCAGGGGGAGGAGCCCGAGGAGCUGGAGGAGCCUGAUGAGCCCGAGGAGCCGAAGGAGCCCAGCCAGGAGCUGGAGCCCCGGUCCCUACCUGACCUGGAGCCAGAGCCGGGGCCUGAGAGCGAGUGUGAGCAGGAGCCGGAGCCACGGCCUGCCUAUGGCCUGCUGGACGCCGCGGAGGAAGAGCCAGGCCUUGCCGAGGCCGAGCCAGGAGAUGAGGAGGCCGAGCCAGGAGAUGAUCAGCAGGCUGAGCAGGUGCCAGAGCAGCAGGCUGAGGCCGAGGCCGAGGAGCCAGGGCGUCUGAAGAGGAGCGCGGAGGAGCAGCCGCAUGAUCCCCCCAAACGGCCCAGGGAGGCGGCGCCCGGCGGCCCACUGGAGAUGGAGCCGGCUGGAGAGCGCGAGGCUGAGGCCUGCCCCGUCAUGGAGGAGCCUGACCAAGCCCAGGCGCAGCAGCCUUCGCUGGAGGAGGAGGCCACAGAGGAGGCGGUCCAGGCCCUGAUUGGUGGAGAAAUCGAAGGCCUGUAGUCACGGUGUCUGUAGAAGAGCCCUCUACCCCUUCCUGAUGCCACCUGGCUGUGGCUGGCAAAACCCACUAGGGCCCAGUCCUCACCCCAGCCCACCUCUCCUUCAUUUACUCACCUUCUCCAAGCCUGAAUUCCUGGAAUGGGUCAGGCCACUUGACAUCAACUUCGUGGCUUCAGUUGCAGGCCCCUUCCCUCCCUAAACUCUUAAGGGCGUUUUGGAUCUCUGCCUGGAUUCCAGGAGUGAAGGGGGUGGAGGAGAGAGAGCAAAGGCAACUUUCAACGGUCUGGGAGGGGCGGUCUCUAAACUGGUGAUGUUGGUCCUGUGGGGGCGGGAGCAUAGUCUCCUUGAGUUCCUGUCUCUUCCUCCCAUAGCUCUAUUCCCAGUUUUAUAGGAUCGAAGGAAAGUGACUGGGGGGAGGAGGACUCAGUAAAGUUUUCUGUUAUCAUAGGCAGUUGGAGGUUGCCCUUUUUCGUUUCGUUUUUCAUUAAACCAUUUGGGGCUCUCUAGCUGUAAGACGUGAAGACUUUGCCUGCCCUUUUUGGUAGAAGUGGUGAGACAUUAUCCUCACUACAUCUCUUGGACCACUGAUGGAUACCGUUUCGGAGACCUCUGCUGCCCCUUUCAGUCGACCUUGGAGCCCCAGGGCCUUCAAUAAUAUAUAUCACUAGGACAUAACACUUUAGGAACCACCGUUAUUUUAAGAGGAAUUUUAUUCUGUUUAGAAAAACCGUUGGUUGUGCCUGCUCCUAAUUUUUCCUGUGGCCAGUGUCAUUAUCAAAUGAACCGGGAAUUUCCUUUUUGUUUGGGAUUUGAUGACCUCGUUGUUAGGGCUUUUUUUUUUUUCUUUUCUUUUUUUAAAAUUUCCAUCUACAUACCACCACCUGGGCCCCUCAGUGUUGUCACCUACUGCAAUGUAAUGUACUGAGAAGUUGAGUGUCCCUUCCCAACAUCUGUCUCUGUACCUUUGUACCUGGACCCUUUGGGCCCUGCACUUUUCCCUUGGGCUCUGAUGAAAAAUUUUAACUAUACUUUUGGAGGUUAGGUCUGAGAACCGUAGACUAUUUCAGUUCUAGGAAAUAAAACCGUUGAUUACUUUAAAGCAAA
Peromyscus eremicus (cactus mouse) is the source of this 2032-nucleotide messenger RNA. RefSeq names its product HDGF like 1 (gene Hdgfl1). Bases 86 to 928 code for a protein of 280 amino acids. The transcript has a single exon. Lineage: Eukaryota; Metazoa; Chordata; Mammalia; Rodentia; Cricetidae. Gene Ontology annotation, cellular component: nucleus. The record is from RefSeq and is a predicted model, not a curated record. Gene Ontology annotation, biological process: regulation of transcription by RNA polymerase II. Gene Ontology annotation, molecular function: double-stranded DNA binding; transcription coregulator activity.